AUGCUCGCCCUCACCGCCCUCCUCGGCCUUCUGGCCCUCCUCACCACCUCCGUCUCCGCCACCGCCCUGACUUACAAAUUCGUGCCCAACGAGAAAGAAUGCUUCUAUGCCUACGUCGAUAAGCAGGGCGCAAAAGUGGCCUUUUACUUCGCCGUGCAGAGUGGGGGGUCCUUUGACAUUGACUACUCCGUCUACGGUCCUACCUCCGAACCCAACAAAGACCGCGUCGUCCUCGAAGGCCAAAAAGAACGCCAGGGCGACUUCGUCUUCACCGCCAACAAUGUCGGCGAGUACCGCUUCUGCUUCGACAACACCAUGUCCACUUUGACCGACAAGUUGGUGGACUUCGAGAUCGCAGUCGAAAACGAACCCCGGCCCCUCCUCCCCACCCGCGCCGGCGCCACUCCCGAACAACUGAGCGGAGUCGAAGAAACGAUCCUCAAGCUCUCCGGCCAAAUCUCCACCCUUACCCGGCAGCAGAAGUACUUUCGCACGCGGGAGAAUCGGAACUUCAGUACUGUACGAAGCACGGAAAAGAGAAUCUUCAACUUCAGUCUGAUGGAGGUGGGCUUGAUGGUGGCCAUGGCGGGGCUGCAGGUGUUUAUCGUGCGGCAGUUCUUCACUGGUGGACGGAAAGGAUAUGUAUGA
Molecule: messenger RNA, 648 nt
Organism: Baudoinia panamericana UAMH 10762
Lineage: Eukaryota; Fungi; Ascomycota; Dothideomycetes; Mycosphaerellales; Teratosphaeriaceae
Exons: 4
Coding region: 1-648 (215 amino acids)
Biological process (GO): Golgi organization; intracellular protein transport; protein retention in ER lumen
Cellular component (GO): endoplasmic reticulum-Golgi intermediate compartment; COPII-coated ER to Golgi transport vesicle; Golgi apparatus
Source: RefSeq, a predicted model, not a curated record